This is a messenger RNA of Sceloporus undulatus (fence lizard), 5852 nucleotides long. It is a transcript of the gene ITGA4, whose product is annotated as integrin subunit alpha 4. The transcript is spliced from 28 exons. Gene Ontology annotation, molecular function: integrin binding. The record is from RefSeq and is a predicted model, not a curated record. Gene Ontology annotation, biological process: integrin-mediated signaling pathway; cell-cell adhesion; cell-matrix adhesion. Lineage: Eukaryota; Metazoa; Chordata; Lepidosauria; Squamata; Phrynosomatidae. Bases 232 to 3357 code for a protein of 1041 amino acids. Gene Ontology annotation, cellular component: integrin complex; external side of plasma membrane.
AAGACUAGGGCAGUGCCUCUCUCUCUCUGAACUGACUGAACUUUUUGCGCGCAGAAGAACUUGGCUCGUCUUCUUUUGCCUCCCUUUCACUCGCGCAGCUUCAGGGAGGGGAGGAAACCCCCACUUUAGUCUACCUCAGCAUUAAAGACAGAAAACAGCAUUACAAGGAAAAAUAUUUUAUUAUUAUUAUUAUUGUUAUUCUUAUUUUGUUGUUUCCUUGGCGACCAAGUGAUGAUGAGGGCUCCUUGGAAGCGGGCGAAGCAGGCAGCGUGGGCCCCCUUCCCUCCAGCGGCGGGGCUUCCCCGGCUGCUGCUGCUGGCUCUCGGCUGUUGCUGGACGGCGGCCGUCCAGAGUUACAACUUGGACACGCAGAGCCCUCAGCUCUUCCAGGGGCUCAAUGGGACCCUCUUCGGCUACUCGGUGCUCCUCCACAGCUCUGGCAGCAGCUCCUGGCUUGUUGUGGGAGCCCCUAAAGCCAACUGGUCUACAAACACUUCAGUGGUUAAUCCAGGUGCAAUUUUCAGAUGCCAAAUUGGGAAGAAUCCAGAGAGAAAUUGCGAACCACUCCAAGUGGGCUCCCCAGAAGGGGAGAAAUGUGGAAAAACCUGCUCAGAAGAAAGAGACAAUCAGUGGCUGGGGGUAAGCUUGUCAAGACAGCCAGGAGAAAAUGGGUCUAUUGUUGCCUGUGGACAUCGAUGGAAAAAUGUGUUUUAUAUUUCAGAGCACAAAUUUCCUAAUGGUGUUUGCUAUGUGAUACCAUCCAAUUUUCGGACAUUGUUGAGUCAAAGAAUAUGUCCCUGCUAUAAGGAUUACUGGAGACGAUAUGGAGAAAAAUAUGGGUCAUGCCAAGCUGGAAUAGCAACAUUUUACACAGAGGAUUUAAUUAUUAUGGGAGCUCCAGGAUCAGAUUAUUGGACUGGAUCUAUCUUUGUAUACAAUAAAACAGCAAACAUCUAUCUUUCAUAUGUGGAUGAUAGUCAAGUAAAGUCUGGGAGUUAUCUAGGAUAUGCUGUUGGAGCUGGUAACUUCUUGUCCCUGAAUAGCACAGAAAUAAUUGGAGGUGCACCCCAGCAGGAGCAGACUGGUAAAGCAUACAUUUUUAAAAUUGAGCCAAGACGACUCUCAAUCCUGAUAGAAUUAAAAGGCAAAAAGCUUGGUUCUUAUUUUGGAUCUACAGUCUGCGCAGUGGAUCUUAAUGGAGACGGCCUCUCAGACUUACUUGUUGGUGCACCAAUGCACAGCAAAGUCAGAGAAGAAGGAAGGGUUUAUGUUUACAUUAAUUCAGGCACUGGAGCAAAGAUGACAGAGCUGGAGACAGCACUGGCUGGGAGUGAUUUGUAUGCAGCGAGGUUUGGAGAAUCCAUUGCCAAUUUAGGAGACAUAGAUAAUGAUGGUUUUGAAGAUGUAGCCAUUGGGGCUCCUCAGGAGAAUGAUUUAGAAGGGGCAAUUUACAUAUAUAAUGGCAGGAAAGAUGGGAUAUCACAAGUCUUUUCACAGAGAAUACAAGGGCAUCAAAUCAGCAACACUCUACGCAUGUUUGGGCAAUCAAUUUCUGGAAGAAUUGAUGUGGACAAUAAUGGAUAUUCAGAUGUAGCAAUUGGUGCUUUUCUGUCAGAUUCUGCAGUGUUGCUGAGGACAAGAGCAGUAGUUAUUGUUGAAGCAUCAUUAAAGCACCCUGACUCAGUAAAUCGGACUAAGUUAGAUUGUGUUUUAAAUGGACAGCCAGCUGUAUGUGUGAAUCUGAUGCUUUGUUUUAACUAUAAGGGCCGAACUGUUCCAGGUUAUAUUGUAUUGCUUUAUAAUCUCAUCCUGGAUGGUCACAGGAGGCCAGAUACAGCAGCACGAUUUUACUUUGCCUCUAAUGGAACUUCUGAGAUGACUUCUGGAAGCAUCAAGAUUUACAACAGCAAGAAUGUUACUUGUACAACUCACCAAGCAUUCAUGAGGAGAGAUGUAAGGGAUAUCCUGGCUCCCAUACAUGUCAAAGCCACCUAUCGCCUUGGAGAACAUGUUUUGAAAGGAAAAAGUACAGAUGAACUCCCACCACUCCAACCAGUUCUUCAACAACGCAAAGAGGAUGACAUCAUACAGAGCAAGUUUGUUUUUGCAAGAUUUUGCUCUCAAGAAAAUUGUUCUGCUAACCUACAAGUUUCUGGAAAACUUGCAUUUCCCAAGCCCCAUGAGAAGAAAUCCUACCUUGCAGUCGGAAAUAUGAAAACAUUAAUGUUAAAUGUCACCCUAUACAAUUCUGGUGAUGAUGCCUAUCAAACUGCACUCCAUAUACAGCUCCCUAAAGGGCUUUAUUUCACCAAAAUUCUAGACCAGGAAGAAACACAGAUACAUUGUGAAGUGUCAGAAAAGGAAAGUCAUGGAGUGAGAUUGGACUGCAGUGUAGGAUAUUUAUACGUAGAUCACCUAUCAAAGAUGGAUUUUACUUUUGUGUUGGAUGCAAGCUCUCUUAGCAGGGCAGGAGAUGACCUCAGCAUCAGUAUUAAUACAACUUGCGAAAAUGAACUGAACCAUGAUCUUCUGUUGGAUAACAGCUUAACUUUGGUUUUACCUCAGAAGCAUGAAGUUGAGCUGAAUGCUCAUGGGUCUGUUACACCAACAUCAUUUGUCUAUGGACCCAUUGAUGAAAAUUCACCUGUUACUUGCAUGAAGGAGACAAUCAACUUCACUUUCCAUGUCAGUAAUCCUGGUCUAAGCUUGGCUCCUGCUGUAGACUUGAUGAUACAGAUUCCCAAUUCUUUUGUACCAAGGGAAAACGUGCUGUUUAAUGUCCUGGAUGUCAAGACAACCGAUGGACAGUGUAUUUACAAAAAUUAUACACGAGACUGUACUUUACCAGAAAAAAAUGAAAACAUGCUGCAAGAUUUUAUUACAUUCCUUACCAAGCUUGACAAGAGGCUGCUGUACUGUAUGAAAGAGGAUCCAUUCUGUUUGCAAAUACUUUGCAACUUUGGAGACAUGGAAAGUGGAAAAGAAGUAACUGUUCAAAUUAAUCUAGAAGCAACUCCUUCACUGUUACACAUGGAUGAAGCUUCUACACUUAUAUUUGAAAUAAAGGGGAAAGUUUCAGCAGAUCAAAACCCGAAAGUAAUUGAACUGUAUAAGGGCAAGCAAACAGCAUAUGUCAUUCUAGAAGGACUUCAUAACCAAAAGACAAAAACAAGUGUUUCAUUGCUCUUUAUUGGAAUAGGUUCAAUAAUUGGAAUUAUUUUGCUCUUGCUUCUUGCAUUUCUUUUAUGGAAGGUUGGUUUCUUUAAGAGAAAAUACAAACUUCUUCCUCAAGAACAAAAUGGAAGAGAAAGUUGGAGCUUUGUAAACAGCAACCAAAAUGAUACCACUGAUGACUGAGGAUUUUCCUACUUAAUAAAGACAUUUUAUCAAAGGCACUAACUGCAAGAAUCAACAAACCCAUCAAUGUUCCUCAUAUAGGGCAGAGUGGAAGACUAACUGCAUCUUCAUCAAUUUCGUACCAUGCAGUUGAUAGAAUGUCUGAAGAAUAAUCAUGAAGAUGUGAUUGUUUCUGGUUUGAAGCACAAAGAAAAAGAAUGAGUUUUAACACUAGGGAGGAACUAUUUUUGCUAAAAGAAAGAAUUUGACAAGGAAUAUAGUAUUAAUUAUACUUGAACUUAAGCGUACAUUACCUCAUAGCCAUUGAAAUCAGUUAAAUAUUGCAGAUAACGAUGUAAUGAGCUGAUAUGAGACAUAGGAAUGAAAACAAUAUUUAUUAUUUUUCUAGCCAUACAAGCAACAUGAGCCAAGAUCCUGCCUUGGGAGACAAAUGUAUAUCAUAUAGUGGCACCUCCUGAUUCUAGCCCUUAAAGUCUAACUUGUAAGCAACAUGUUUCCAUAUUGUUGAAGAAUGGCGGAAUGAAAGUGGGGAAAUAUGUGCAAAUAGAUUUCCAAGGGUCCUUGCAAGCUGUCUGCAGGUGAUAGCAAUACAAGUACAUUAAUGGCUGCAGUACAGGCAUUUAACCACUGCACCACAGGGGCUUCCUUAAUUAUGAGCUUACAGCAUGUCAGGUUACAAGAAAACAAAUAGAUACAUCUCUGCUCAUCCCUUCCCUCUUCAACAACAUGCAAAUAAUAGACAUGGUUCUGUACAACUUACUAUUUUAAGUUUUAGGGAAGGGAAUUUGGUUAUUGUAUGGUCCGAACAGAAUUCUAACCUUUGCAACAAUAAAGUGAAGUUAUGGUGGCAUCUAACAAGAUGCCAGCCAUGUUUGAAUAUUUUGAUAUAUGGAAACUUUUCCAUGUACAAGAGAAUUGGCAUUCCCAAAUAUAUAUCUGUAUGACAUCUCAGAUGAAACUGGCAUUCAUAUAAUUACAGUGUCAUCUUUUUCUUCUUGAGAAGCCUGUGAAAGCAGUUUUUCCCCCUUUUCUCUAGAGCCAAUGGGAGUUUUUUAGUGCUGCACAUUCCACUCCCUCCAGAAAACAGUGGUUUGGAUCCUAAUGUUUUCCUUUAUAAUGCAAAAAGUUUCUGUUUACAAAAGAAAAGCCACGCUCACAAAAGAUUCCCUUUCGUGAGCAGAAGUGAAGCUUUAGCCCUGUUCAAAUGUAACACUGCCAAAUUUGAGCACUCCAGAGCACAAUUCCAGGGUUCUAAAUUGCAUAGGGAACCUACCUGGCUAGAAAAGUCUUCCGUCAUAGACAUUUAUCCCCAAUGUAUGUGGAGCAUGAUAAGCACUGGCUGAUGUGAGAGUGUGGCACAAGAACUAUUUUCCUUCUGACUUCCUUUUACAUUAAACGUUGAAACAGAGUGCUCAAAUAGGGCUUUUAGCACCAUGCUCUGGAACUCUUUUUUAUUCAGUGUAUUCCUCCAGCCGGAUGCUCUGUCUCUGUGUUGGAACCUCCCUUUCCCUAGGAACCUCAUAUGUUUACGAAAAGGCAUACAUUCCGCUUAAUGUAUUUAUUUUCAAAGCUCAGUCAAAAGCAAAUGUAUAUAAGAACAAUGUGCUAUUAUUUUUGGAACAAAAGAUUAUGUUUUAACAAUGAUAUAGUUUAAGGUUUUCUAGAGAAGGGUGCAAGGAAAAGGUGAUAUAACUGCACUUUAACCCCCAAAUCAUAUUUGAAGAGGAGUGGUUUGUGUUGCCACAAAUACCUCAAAAGUUUAUAUUAUUAAAGAUUCCAAAAUAUAGUAUAAAAUCAUCUGGAUUUAUAUUUUAGCAAAUAAAACAAUGUUAUAUUAAACAUUUGGAAAAUUCCCAGUGUUUCCCUGAAAAAUGAGGAGCUUGUACACUUGUAUGGACCAUGAAUUCUAUCUGGAAGCAAUUAAAUUUGGAUAUCAAUUAAAAUAUUGUGCCACUUAAAAGAAAUGGUUCCAUGCAAUAGGUUGGUUCCAAACUUAGGGGCAUGAAAAUAGGCUGGAGAAAGGGGAUUUCCUCAUUGCUGUUUUCUCCUUCUAGCUCCCUGGGAAUGCUGCACAGAUGUAAGUUAGAGGGAGAGAUUCCUGAAAGUGUGGUGGAGGAAUCUGUUGUUAGCAGAACCAUUCUGGCAACAGAAGGCAGAUCCUAGAUCAGUAGCAGGUCUUCAGAGUCCAAAAAGAUAAUAAUUACCUUUUUAUUUGGUAUUUGUAAUACUGUUCUGAUGGUGCUAAAAUAUUAUAUUUGUAUUGGUGGUCACAUUGAAAUACAUAUUGCAUAAGUAAUGAUAUCAAGUCUGGCUUUGCCUUGAAGAUUAAAUUAUGUAACUACUAUCAUGGUGCCAAAUAUUUACAAAAGUUUUCAUUUUCUCAUAUAGAGCCACAAUUCAAAGUAUAAGGUUCUGCAUCUGACAGUCACUUUUGCUUUAAACUGCAAACUGAUGCUGGUAUAAACUGUAAAAAUAAAAGUAUUUACAUUCUUUUA